UCAAACACGUUCGAACGUGCAAAGUGUUUAAAGUUUGUUUGAAAUUCUCUUUAAUUUUCUCCUUCAUUGUUUUUUUUCCUAUACGUUUAUUUAUUUAAACAAACAUAAAAUUAUGUCAAUCAUGUCAACAGAAGACUUAGGACCCAAAGAAUGGUUUCGUUGUAACAAAUGUUACAUGUUGAUGCGGGAAUCGAAAGCUCCAUUCUUCCUUUCGUACUGUGGUCACAUUUUUUGCCCUAAAUGUGUUAAAACAGUUGCCAAAAAAUGUCCGCAAUGUAAUGCUCAAAAUCUUCGUACAAUGCCUUUAGUGGAACCUUUAAGUCCUGAAGUACAACAUUGCUUUGAAUCAGUUGAGGAACUCAAUGAAAAAUUUUCACAAGCCAUUACUUUCCAAACUCAACAAUUGACGAUAAAUAGUAAACGUUUUUCUGCCAUUGAUAAAAAAUACGGAUGCGCAAAAGUGGAAUAUCAACGGAGCAAUAAUGCUUUUAAAAGGUCUCAAAAGCGAAUUAAAGAACUCGAAAGUGAAUUAGAAUUAAUGCGAAGAAAAGUAUGUGAAUUUGAAAACUCACAUAAAAAAUUGCACUACCUUCAAAAUUCUUCGUCGAUUUUAACUCCACAAUCUUAUGUGUCGAGUGUAAAUAGUCUCCGUUCUGCAAGAAGCGGUAAAUCUUUUAAUAAUUCCAUAUUGACGCCAAUAACGCCAACAAAACUCGAACAAAUGGAUUUUAUGAACUCUGAAUUUCGCAUUCCAUCAAUCACAAGAGUUCCUCGAUCUGUUGGCAGUUCUUCAAAAAAUUCCUGCAACUCUUCAAUGAAAACAUCAUUUACAGAUGAAUGUUCUCCAUUCGUUCGCCGAAGAUAAAGCCACAAUUUGGCGAGUAUUUAAAAAUGUUUUAUUUUUGUUUAAAGAAUAUUUAAUUUAAUUAUUUAAGUUAAUCUUAAAGUUAUUUUUCUUGAAAUUGAAUUUCAAGUUUAUUUAAUUAAUAAUAUUAAUGAUCAAUUUAAAUCAUUAAUAGUUGAUCUAAUUUCGUUCAAGUUUCAUUUUUUAAUUUCAACAUUUAUGAUAAAUUUUGUUAACUACUAAUUAAUAUUUUUAUUUUAAAACUUAAAUUAAAAUUAAGUUUUAUUAGUUUCUAUUUUCUUUUUGAUAUCUUAUUUAAAAAGACAAAAUAUCGAGAGACACUUUUUUUUUUUAAAUUCAUUUUCACAAUAAAAAAAAUGUGACUUUGUACAAAAUUCAGUGAAGACUGAAUCUCUCGACUAAAGACUGAUAAUUGUAUAAAUAGUAAAUGUAGAAAAAUAUGUUAAUAUUUUUUUAAUAAA
Leptopilina boulardi is the source of this 1326-nucleotide messenger RNA. RefSeq names its product RING finger protein 212B-like. Gene Ontology annotation, molecular function: SUMO transferase activity. The transcript is spliced from 4 exons. Gene Ontology annotation, cellular component: synaptonemal complex. The record is from RefSeq and is a predicted model, not a curated record. Bases 113 to 865 code for a protein of 250 amino acids. Gene Ontology annotation, biological process: protein sumoylation; reciprocal meiotic recombination; homologous chromosome pairing at meiosis. Lineage: Eukaryota; Metazoa; Arthropoda; Insecta; Hymenoptera; Figitidae.